Molecule: messenger RNA, 1370 nt
Organism: Manihot esculenta (cassava)
Lineage: Eukaryota; Viridiplantae; Streptophyta; Magnoliopsida; Malpighiales; Euphorbiaceae
Product: polygalacturonase
Exons: 4
Coding region: 28-1230 (400 amino acids)
Biological process (GO): carbohydrate metabolic process
Molecular function (GO): polygalacturonase activity
Source: RefSeq, a predicted model, not a curated record
UCAUAUCAACCACAGAGAACAAUAACAAUGGCACAUGCAGUAAACCCCAGUUUCCACGUAGUACUCAUUCUCUUCAUUUCCCUUGCUUCAUCUUUCGCAACGGGAGCUGUUCAAUAUAAUGUGCGAAGCUAUGGAGCCAAGCCUGACGGCAAAACAGAUUCAACCAAGGCCUUUCUAGCCGCUUGGACACAAGCUUGUGCCUCUACAAAAUCAGUCACCAUCUACGCUCCUAAGGGAAGGUUCCUUCUAAGUAAACUUGCAUUCCAGGGUCCUUGCAAAAACAAUGCUACUGUUUUGCGUAUAGAUGGUAGCCUUGUGGCUCCUUCAGAUUACAGUGUCAUAGGAAGUUCUCAGAAUUGGAUAAGCUUUGAACAUGUUAAUGGGGUUAAGGUUUCUGGUGGUAUUCUUGAUGGACAAGGCACUGGAUUGUGGUCUUGCAAGGCCUCCGGCAAGAGUUGCCCGGACGGUGCAACGUCACUUGGAUUUGCAAAUUCAAAAAACAUUGUGAUAAGCGGAUUGACGUCGCUGAAUAGCCAAAAGAUUCACAUUCUCAUCGAUUCAUGCCAAAACGUCAAAGUGCAAGGAGUGAAAAUCAUGGCCUCCGGGAAGAGCCCUAACACCGAUGGGAUUCACGUUCAAGCAUCCACUAGUGUCACCAUCUUGAAUUCUAAGAUUGGCACAGGGGAUGAUUGUGUAUCAAUUUCCCCUGGCACCAGUAAUAUGUGGGUUCAGAAUGUUGCCUGUGGACCUGGCCAUGGAAUAAGCAUUGGGAGUUUAGGCAAGUCCCUUCAAGAAGGUGGAGUUCAAAAUGUGACAGUCACACAAACUAUAUUUACUGGUACCAGCAAUGGAGUUAGAAUUAAGACAUGGGGGAGACCUAGUAACGGAUUUGCUAAGAACAUUAUUUUCGAACAUCUUAUCAUGAAUAAUGUUCAAAAUCCUAUUGUGAUCGAUCAAAAUUACUGCCCUGGCCAUAACAACUGCCCUAGCCAGGAUUCUGGAGUAAAAAUUAGUAAUGUGACUUAUUUAGACAUUCAUGGAUCAUCAGGGACAAAAAUUGCAGUAAAAUUUGAUUGCAGUAAGAAGUACCCAUGUAAUGGAAUUGAAUUAAAGGAUAUAAAUCUCACUUACAAGAACCAACCAGCUGAAGCAUCAUGCAAUAAUAGCAGUGGAGCCUGUCUGCAGAGGGAAAGUGACAAAAGUCUUGUGUUAGGCUUUACUGGAGUAUAGAAAUAUGAAAUUUGAUGUGUAAAUUAAAAAUGUUGAUGUUGAAUUUUCAUUAAUUGCUUGAGCCAAUGGUAUUUAGGCAUGUAAUUGUUAGGAGAGUAUAUCUUGUUAAAUAAAAUUUUAUGUAACUAAGGUUGUCAGUA